GGCGGCAGUCUCCGCCCCCCCCGAGGUGGACGUGAAGACGAGCACUGUGGGCUGUGGGCUGACAUACAGGAAGAAGUUGAAGAAGUCCUCCAACAGAAGAGAAAAGAAAACACCCAAGCAGCGCGUUUUGUCCUCGCACAUCGACCGCGGCGCGUGCUCUUCGCUCCCUCCGCAGUCUCUCCUCCUCUUCGUCGUCGUCGUCGUCGACUUGCAGAGACGCACAAGUGGAAGCGGAAUGGAGCUGGAGGCGCCGUGACGCGUGGAUUACUUCAGCCCGAGCAGAAGAGAGAAGGGACAGGCGUUUCACCCAAAUGGGCAACCGGGACACGUGCUGAACGUCGGCCCCCUCGAGUUCCACACACCCCGAAAACAUGUCGGAGCACCGGUCCAGCUUUCUCCACAUCGGAGACAUCGUGUCUCUUUACGCGGAAGGCUCGGUGAAUGGCUUCAUCAGUACUUUGGGGCGGCGAUUUUCACUCCAUGUGAAAACCACAGAAAGUUGGAUGUCAUUUUAGCCCAUUGUCUCAAUACAUCCCAGUACAAACGUCACAGACUGAGGAGGCCUGCCCCUGCUGGUCCGGGGAAGCAGAGAUCAAAGCAGCGUUAAUGAGCUCCAUCCAGAACCGUUCAGAGCAUCGGUGCAGAUAUUGAGGAUAGAAAAUGAUGAGCGGAGCUCUUUCGUGUGUUGCCAGCUCAGUUUUUCAUCCUGCAGGUUGGCCAGUCAAACUGUCACUCAGCCUUGUCGAUGACAGGUGUGUGGUCCAGCCCGAUGCUGGAGACCUGGCAAACCCACCCAAAAAGUUCAGAGAUUGCCUCUUCAAGGUGUGUCCCAUGAACAGAUAUUCGGCCCAGAAGCAGUUCUGGAAGGCGAAACAAGGGAAACAAGGAAACAGCAACACCCAGGGAGACCUGUUCAAGAAGUUACAGCAUGCGGCCGAACUGGAGCAGAAGCAGAACGAGUCGGAGAACAAGAAGCUGCUCGGAGAGGUUGUCAAAUACAGUAAUGUCAUCCAGCUCCUGCACAUUAAGAGUAACAAGUACCUGACGGUAAACAAGCGCCUCCCCGCUCUGCUGGAGAAGAACGCCAUGCGGGUCUCUUUGGACCCUGCUGGGAACGAGGGCUCCUGGUUCUACAUUCAGCCCUUCUGGAAGCUCCGCAGUGAAGGAGAUAAUGUGGUGGUUGGAGACAAGGUGGUGCUGAUGCCGGUGAACGCAGGGCAGCCUCUUCACGCCAGCAACAUCGAGCUGCUCGACAACCCUGGCUGCAAAGAGGUUAAUGCCGUCAACUGUAACACCAGCUGGAAGGUCACGUUGUUCAUGAAGUUUAGCGACUACAAGGAAGAUAUUCUCAAAGGGGGAGACGUGGUGAGGCUGUUUCAUGCGGAGCAGGAGAAGUUUCUCACCUGUGACGAGUACAAGAAGCAGCAGCAUGUCUUUCUCAGGACCACACUGAGGCAGUCUGCCACCUCCGCCACCAGCUCCAAGGCUCUCUGGGAGGUCGAGGUCGUGCACUAUGACCCCUGUAGAGGCGGAGCCGGUCAAUGGAACAGUCUCUUCCGCUUUAAACACCUUGCAACUGGAAAUUACCUCGCAGCUGAGGUGAACCCUGAAUUCAAAGAGAACACGGUGGAGUCCAAAGGGGAGAAUGACACUGACACUGUGUUCUCCAAGAGAAAGCAUCAAGCAGCAGAGAAGAUUGCUUUCACCCUGGUGUCUGUUCCCCACGGGAGUGACAUCGCCUCUCUGUUUGAGCUGGAUGCCACCACUCUGCAGCGGGCCGACUGUCUCGUGCCCAGAAACUCGUAUGUGAGGCUUAGGCACCUGUGCACCAACACCUGGGUGACCAGCACCAACGUCCCCAUCGAUGCAGAGGAGGAGCGACAGGUCAUGCUAAAGAUUGGCACCUGUCCCACUAAAGAGGACAAAGAGGCUUUUGCCAUCGUAUCUGUUCCCCUCUCGGAGGUCAGGGACUUGGACUUCGCCAACGAUGCCAGCAAGGUUUUGGAGUCCACCGUGAAAAAGCUUCAGUUCGCCAACAUUGCUCAGAAUGAGAGGAGGUUUGUGACUAAGCUCCUGGAGGACCUGGUUUUCUUUGUGUGUGUGGUACCAAACAAUGGCCAGGAUGUUUUAUCUGUGGUCACCUCUACACCCAACCGAGAGAGGCAGAAACUCAUGAGGGAACAGAACAUCCUCGCCCAGAUCUUUGGCAUCCUGAAGGCACCAUUCACCGAUCAGGGUGAUGGUCCCAUGCUGAGGUUGGAGGAUUUGGGAGACCAGCGUUAUGCUCACUUCAAGUACAUGUUGAGACUCUGCUACAGGGUGAUACGGCAUUCCCAACAGGACUAUCGCAAAAACCAGGAAUAUAUAGCCAAAAAGUUCUCAAUCAUGCAGUCUCAGAUUGGGUAUGAGAUCCUGGCUGAGGACACAAUCACUGCCCUGCUGCACAACAACCGCAAGCUGCUGGAAAAACACAUCACAGCCAGAGAGAUCGAGACAUUUGUCAGCCUGCUGAGGCGCAACAGAGAGCCCAGAUUCUUGGAUUAUCUGUCCGAUCUUUGUGUGUCCAACAAGACUGCCAUCCCUGUCACACAGGAGCUUAUCUGUAAAUUUAUGCUGAACCCCACCAAUGCAGAUAUCCUGAUCCAGACAAAACUAAUCUCUAACACAGAGAACACCCUGGAGACCUCUCUGCUGCAGGAGGAGGUAGAGGAGGAGGAGGUUUGGCUCUACUGGAUCGACAGCCAUAAGGAGCCUCACGGCAAAUCCAUCCGCCACCUGGCCCAGGAUGCCAAGGGCAUCCACAAGAUGGAUGUAGACAUCAUCACCUACUACAGAUACCAGCUGAACCUGUUUGCUAAAAUGUGUCUGGACCGUCAGUAUCUAGCCAUCAACCAGAUCUCCUGUCAGCUACCCGUGGACCUGAUCCUACGCUGCAUGUUCGACGACUGCUUGCCCUACAACCUCAGAGCUUCCUUCUGCCGCCUCAUGCUGCAUAUGCAUGUGGACCGUGACCCGCAGGAAGCUGUGGUCCCCGUACGCUACGCUCGCCUCUGGACCGAGAUCCCCUCCAAGAUCACCAUCCACGAGUUUGAGUAUGAGUCCACUGACACCUCAAGAGAGGAGAUGAAGAGGAAGUUUGCUCCCACAAUGGAGUUUGUGGAAGAAUACCUCAAAGAUGUGGUCAGCCAGCAUUUUCCAUUUGGGGAUAAAGACAAGAAUGAACUGACACUAGAGGUGGUGAAUCUGGCUCGUCACCUGGUUUACUUUGGCUUCUACAGCUUUAGUGAGCUGCUGCGUCUAACACGCACCCUGCUGGCCAUCCUGGAUAUUAUCCAGCACACACUCACCUUCAUGAACAAGCUCAACAAGAGCCCAGAGGCGGGCAAUAAUGUCCUUCGAACGAUCCACGGCGUCGGAGAGAUGAUGACUCAGAUGGUAUUGAGUCGAGGUGUGCCGCACAGCCUCCCUGAAACGCCCCCCUCUCUGCGCUACAGUAAAGGGCACUUCCUGCCGGACAAUGAGGACGUCAUGGUGAUGGACACCAAGCUAAAGAUCAUAGAGAUCCUGCAAUUCAUACUGAGCGUGAGGUUAGAUUACAGGAUCACGUACCUAUUGUCAAUCUACAAGAAAGAGUUUGGGGAUAAGACCAUACCUGAAAGCUCCGUCUCAUUGGCUGAAAUGCCUCUAAUGACACCUUCUGAGCCAGACAUAGAUGAGAUUGCAACCAAAGCUGAGAGCAUGUUUGCAGGCAGCUCAGAGUUGGGUGCAGUGGAGCUUGACGAUGAGGGAGGCCGGACGUUUUUGAGGGUUCUGAUCCAUCUCAUCAUGCAAGACUACCCUCCACUGGUGUCUGGCUCGCUACAACUCAUCUUCAAACACUUCAGCCAGAGAGCUGAGGUGCUGCAGGCCUUCAAACAGGUCCAGCUGCUGGUGUCUGAGCAGGAUGUGGAGAACUACAAGCAGAUCAAGACGGACCUGGAUCAGCUGCGUCUGACUGUUGAGAAGUCGGAGCUGUGGGUGGAGAAGAGUGGAGUCUAUAGCAGUGAAGACCUGGUGGUCCGACCGGGCAAGGAAGAGAACACCGAGGAGGUUGUUCUGAGCCCAGUACAGGAUGGUGAUAAUAAACCUCAGAUUGACAGUAACAAGGGAAACAACUACAACAUUGUCAAAGAGAUACUGCUGCGACUCAGUAAGCUGUGUUUUCCCAGUAAGAAGAGUCGUGUGCAGCAGCAGAGGCUGCUGAAGAACAUGGGCGCCCAUACUGUGGUGCUGGACCUGCUGCAGAUCCCCUAUGAGAAGAUUGAUGAGAAGAUGAAUGAGAUCAUGACCCUGGCACAUACGUUUCUGCAGAAUUUCUGCAGAGCGAAUCCUCAGAACCAAGCUCUGCUACAUAAACACCUCAACCUUUUCCUCACACCAGGGUUGCUGGAAGCUGAGACAAUGCGUCACAUCUUUAUGAACAACUUCCAACUGUGCAAUGAAAUAAGUGAGCGUGUGGUGCAUCACUUUGUCCACUGCAUCGAAACACACGGAAGACACGUUCAGUACCUCAGGUUCUUGCAGACCAUUGUGAAAGCUGAUGGGAAGUAUGUGAAGAAAUGUCAGGACAAAGUAAUGACAGAGCUGGUGAACGGAGGCGAGGACGUGCUGGUGUUCUACAACGACCGCUCCUCGUUCUCAGUGUUGUUGCAGAUGAUGGGUUCUGAGCGCGAGCGGACGGAUGAAGACGGAGCUCUGGCCUAUCACAACACGCUCGUGGAGCUGCUGGCUGCCUGCACCGAGGGCAAGAACGUCUACACAGAACUGAAAUGCAACUCUCUGCUACCGCUGGAUGACAUCGUUAAAGUUGUCAAUGACGUCAACUGUAUACCAGAGGUGAAAACUGCCUAUGUGAACUUUGUGAAUCACUGCUAUGUGGACACUGAGGUGGAAAUGAAGGAGAUCUACACCUCCAGCCAUAUCUGGAAACUAUUUGACAACUUCCUGGUGGACAUGUCCAGUGUAUGCAACACGACCACGGACCGUAACCAUGCCGAUCUGGCCCUGGAGAAGUAUGUGACGGAGACAGUGAUGGCCAUCGUUAAGGGCUUCUUCAGUUCACCCUUCUCAGUCAACCACUCCAACCUUCAGACAAACCAGUCUAUCUUCAUCAAGCUGCUCCAGUCGUCUUUCAGGAUCUACAACUGCACCUGGAUCAACUCGGCUCAGAAGGGGAACAUCGAGAGCUGUAUCAAAACACUGGCCGAUGUGGCUAAAGCACGGGCCAUAGCCAUCCCGGUGGACCUGGACAGUCAGGUCAACACUUUGUCUCUCAAGGUCCACAGCAACAUGGUGCAGCGGGCAGCCAAGGACUGGAGGACCUCUGCCCGCACGCGACCACGCAAGGAGCCGCUGGGCACCCCUGAUUACAAGAACAUCAUCGAGAAGCUGCAGGUGGUUGUGUCCUGUCUGGAGGAGCAGUUCAGCCCAAAGGUUCAGGCAGAGUUUUCUGUGCUGGUGGAUGUUCUCCACAGCCCUGAGCUGCUGUUUCCAGAGGCUGCUCGGUUACGCUGCGAGAGCGGAGCUUUCAUGUCCAAGCUGAUCAAACACACCAAGAAGCUCAUGGACAAAGAGGAAAAGCUGUGCAUCAAGAUCCUGCAGACACUCAGAGAGAUGCUGGACAAGAAGGAGUGCUUUCAGGAGGCUGGAAACGAGUUAAGGAAGAUUCUCCUCACACGAUACUUUGGAAAUCAAAAGCUUCACGCCAAGUCGGAGCUUGGGAUCGGAAACAGCUCUUCUGGCGGCUUUGUCAAGCCGUCAUCCGGAGGCGGUUCUCCCAUGCUGGACUCUGACAAGCCAGGCAGCAAUAUUGUGGAGAUCCAGUGUCUCUUGGACAACGUGGGGGCAUCAGAGCUGGUGAUUGACCUCAUCGUCAACACUAAGAAUGACCGGGUGUUCGAAGAGAGCAUCCUGCUUGGCAUUGCCCUUCUCCAGGGUGGAAACACACAGAUACAGAACUCCUUCUACGCCCAACUGUACAAGCAGAAGAAGUCUGAGCGGUUCUUCAAGGUUUUCUACGAUCGCAUGCGUCUGGCCCAGCAAGAGAUCCGAGCCACCGUGUCCGUCAACAUGUUUGAGCUCAGCUCCAGAAAAAGGGACGAUGACACUGACAUCAGUGGAAUCAGGAUCAAAAAAGGGAAAGACUCAAGCCUUCAUAUGAGGGAGGACAUGCGGGGACAGCUGAAGGAGGCUUCCUCGGUGACCUCAAAGGCCUUCUGUGCCUUCAGAAAGGAGCUGGAUCCCGACCUCGAGAGCCUUGGCCAAAACAGUGAGAUGGUCGGGGCCGAGGAGCCUUUAGAAGAGACUCAGAUGAGCCCUGCCAUCACCAUUAUGAAACCCAUCCUACGUUACCUGCAGCUUCUCUGUGAGAACCACAAUUCCGGCCUGCAGAACUUUCUGCGUAACCAGAACAACAAGACUAACUACAAUCUGGUGUGUGAAACUCUUCAGUUCCUGGAUUGUAUUUGUGGAAGCACCACAGGGGGUCUCGGCCUGCUGGGUCUUUAUAUAAAUGAGAGUAAUGUGGAUCUGGUUCGCCAAACCCUGGAGACCAUCACGGAGUACUGCCAGGGACCCUGCCAUGAAAACCAGACCUGUAUAGCCAAGCAUGAGUCAAAUGGCAUUGACAUCAUUAUUGCGCUGAUCGUCAACUCCAUCAAUCCCCUGGGUAAGCAUCGCCUGGACCUGGUGCUGGAGCUCAAGAACAAUGCCUCCAAGCUCCUCCUGGCCAUCAUGGAGAGUCGCCAUGACAGUGAGAACUCGGAGAAGAUUCUUUACAAGAUGAGACCCAACGAACUGGUGGAUGUGAUGAAGGAAGCCUACACGCAGGGUCUGGAGAGUGAGGAGGACGGGGACAGUGUUGGAGACCAGAUCAAGCCCAGAGACGUCGGUCACAACAUUUACAUCCUGGCCCACCAGCUUGCCAGGCACAGCAAGAUCUUGCAGCAAAGCCUUAGACCAGGUUCAGGGUGGGCGCAGGCGUCAGGGGUAGACCCCGACAGUGAGAAGGACGAUGCUCUUCAUUACUAUGCCAACCACACAGCUCAGAUAGAGAUUGUGCGCCAUGACCGCAGCAUGGAGCAGAUAGUGUUCCCAGUCCCGAACAUCUGCGAGUACCUUACCGAGGAGUCCAAGAUGCGCGUGUUCACUACCACCGAAAGAGACGACCAGGGCAGCAAGGUUAACGACUUCUUCCAACAGUUUGACAACCUCUACAAUGAGAUGAGGUGGCAGAAGAAGAUUCGCAAAAAUAAAGCUCUGUUUUGGUUCUCACGCCAAAUCUCUCUCUGGGGGAGCAUCUCCUUCUACCUGGCCUGCUUGCUCAACAUCGCUGUGGCGGUAUUCUACCCAUUUGGGGAUGACGGAGAUGAAGGCACAUUGUCCUCAUUUUGGAACAUCUCACUAUGGGUGGCUCUGGGGGUGUUCACUGCGUUACUUCCUGUCUUACCCAAGCCCUGGGGCAUCCUGUUCUUCCUGGUCUCCCUCAUUCUACGUGCCAUCUACACAAUGGGCCUCGGACCUGCUCUGUUGUUGCUGGGUGCUGUCAAUCUGUUCAACAAGCUAGUGUUUCUUGUUAGUUUUGUUGGCAACCAGGGGACGUUCACUCGAGGCUACAAAGCAGUUGUUAUGGACAUGCUCUUCAUUUACCAUUUGAGCUACGCUAUCAUCUGCGUCCUGGGCCUCUUUGUGCACGAGUUCUUCUACAGCUUUUUGCUAUUUGACCUGGUUAUCCGGGAGGAGACGCUGCUCAAUGUGAUAAAAAGUGUAACGAGGAAUGGCCGCUCCAUUAUUCUGACAGCGGUUCUGGCCAUCUUCCUCGUCUACUUCUUCUCCAUCAUCGGCUUCCUGUUUCUCAAGGAUGACUUCCGCAUGGAGGUGGACCGCCUUCCUGCACCAGGAAAAGGGGACUUACUGAGUAACAGUGGAGUUGCUGAAACAUGUAUAAAAGAUAGCUGCCCCCUCUCAACACCCAAAUCUGCUCCUGAUGAUGAUGAUGGGAUAGAGCGGGUGUGCGACACUCUGCUCAUGUGUAUAAUCACAGUGUUAAAUCAGGGACUACGUAAUGGAGGAGGUGUGGGAGACAUUCUGAGGAGACCCUCCAAAGAGGAGCCUCUAUUUGCCGCCCGAGUAGUCUACGACCUUCUGUUCUUCUUCGUCGUCAUCAUCAUCGUCCUCAACCUCAUCUUUGGUGUUAUCAUCGACACCUUUGCUGACUUGAGGAGUGAGAAACAAAGGAAGGAAGAGAUCCUGAAAACCACCUGUUUCAUCUGUGGUUUGGAAAGGGACAAGUUUGACAACAAGACGGUGUCCUUUGAGGAGCACAUCAAAUCUGAGCACAACAUGUGGCACUACCUCUACUUCCUGGUUCUGGUGAGGGUGAAGGAUCCAACCGAGUACACCGGUCCUGAGAGCUACGUGGCUCUGAUGAUCUCGGAGAAGAACUUGGAGUGGUUCCCCCGCAUGAGAGCCAUGUCUCUGGUGAGCAGCGAGGGAGACAACGAGCAGAAUGAGAUGCGCUCGCUGCAGGACAAACUGGACGGCACCGUCACUCUGGUGGCUCAGCUCUCAGGCCAGCUGGCUGAGCUCAAGGAACAGAUGACGGAACAGAGGAAGAACAAGCAGAGGCUCGGAUUCCUGGGUCCUCCUCAGCCCAACCAUCACAUCCCAGCCCACUGAGGAGCUCAGGGUUCACACAGGACAAAGAGACGGGCCUCUAUUUAAGAACAAUGCACAUACACGGUUGUACACCAACAAUUACUGAUGACAGCGAGACACAAAUUCUCACUUCUGUGCCUUUUCUAUGUCCCAAAUGCUGCAUUAACGGAUACAGACUGUGCCUUAUGUGCUCACGCUGCACACGCUCUCGCAUACUGAGGAACUCGUCUCUGUGAAUGAUUGGCCAGGCACAGCACACAUCUGCCAGUGUUGUGUUAGUGCCAGACAGAGAUCGAGGGAAAUGCUACGGUAGGGUUAAUGGUUAAGAUCUGACCUUGUCUCGGCCUCUGUUCCUCAACUGCCUCAGUGUUGACCGAGGUCAGGGAUUGGCUGUGAACAGAGAAGCGGAAAGUCUCUUGCAUCUCUGAUUGGCCCCCGGGGAAGAUGGUGAGCACAGACAUCAAGUAUUUUCACUUUUACCUUUUUAGAUUUCUAUUGGUAUUUAUAAGAAAAUGUGCAGUUAAUAAACUGGAGUAUUAUUUUGGACGCUUUGGAAAAGGAUUCAUGCUGCCUUACUCAUUUACUUUUAUAAACGGUAAAUUGCAAUUACUGAAAGUGCACUAAAAAAAAGGGUAAACAUUCAAGCCUGUAACUGGAAACAUAGUUUGGGGUAAUAUUUGUUGUUUUUAAAAAUGCAUUCACUGCACCAUUUCAGUUGCCUUUUUACAGAUUUACAGAUUUUUUUUAACUAAGAGUAUAAAACUAAAUGUGAAUUUAACAUAAACUUGUCUAUAACUUACUUGAAGUUUCUUUUAAGUCUAAAUCUUAUAUUGGUACAUAAAUACUGACUGAAGAUGGUAAGCGUACAGUUCUUUGUUGGCAAAAUGAACGUCUUUGUGUGUAUUCAGAUGUCAGCUAACCCUGUAAUAUUGACUGUAUCCUCUCGUAUCAUCUUCAUCUGCUACUGUUUCUUCAAGCUUCUUUUUUGUUGUUGUUGUGUAUUUCACCUUUACCAGUCUCUCUCGGACUAAAAUUGAUUGUUAAGUUUGAACUUGUCUUUUAAACUUGCACAAAUGAAUGGCAGACUGCUGCGCUUGAUGCUAACUGUCCUGUGACACUUUCUGUUAUAGCAAAAUGUUGAGGAAAAAUGUAUUUUAUGUGCUCAGAUGUUGUAAUAAAUUUGUAACCAGUCUCA
This is a messenger RNA of Scophthalmus maximus (turbot), 9889 nucleotides long. RefSeq names its product inositol 1,4,5-trisphosphate receptor, type 2 (gene itpr2). Gene Ontology annotation, cellular component: endoplasmic reticulum; membrane. The transcript has 58 exons. The coding region runs from base 661 to 8715 and encodes 2684 amino acids. Gene Ontology annotation, biological process: calcium ion transmembrane transport. The record is from RefSeq and is a predicted model, not a curated record. Gene Ontology annotation, molecular function: inositol 1,4,5-trisphosphate-gated calcium channel activity; inositol 1,4,5 trisphosphate binding. Lineage: Eukaryota; Metazoa; Chordata; Actinopteri; Pleuronectiformes; Scophthalmidae.